CCCUCCUCUUCCCCUUUACGCUUCGUCCUCUCUCACUCUCUUCUUCCUGUUGCCUUCUACGUUUUCUGCGUUUUUAGAACCUGUUCUCUUUUCUCUCUCCCGUCUAUCGCACAAUUCCUUGCCCCUCCUCUGGCUUUUAUACUAUUUCGCGGGAAUCUCUUUAAAUUCCGUAUCCCACCUCUACAAAAAAUAAGCUGUUUUAACUUUUGAUUUCUUUGGCUUAUCGGAAAUGAUGAUGUCAAGGCAAUACUCCAUCUGAAAUGCCACCCAGUGCGUCUCUGGACGCCUGAAGCAGCACAUAGAUUUGGUAAAGGCAAUUUUCUGUUAUUUUCUCUACUAUUGAAAGAGGGUGUGUAAACCCGCUGUGAUAUACGCCAAUACAGUCCUUUAACCGGAGAAUCACUAGUUGAUCUACAGUCUGUUUUCAACGUCCAGCUCCACGGGAAUCUGUCACAGGAUGUCGCAGGAGGGACUCUCCCAUUGAAUUCACCCCUGGAGAAUAGUCAUGGUGGUUUCAGGGACGAGGUGGAUUCUCUUCUGCCUCUUUCUACUGGGGGAGAGAACGGGACGUAAGGAAAACAAGACGUUUACAUGGACACUUGACUGUGGGGAACUGCAGUGCUCUCUGUCUCCAGCGGGGGAGCUUCACCCUGUACAGGGGCUGUUGGAGCGCUUUGAGGCCGGCCCGGGCUGUGCAGCCAGAGAGAGUGGAGAGAAAGAGACCCAUGUGAUCGCUGUGGGGAGAGGAACACGCAGCCCUGACAAACAGGUGACUGUGCUCCUGAGACCCCUGUCUCUGUCUCAUCCUCCCCGUCAAACCCUCAUCCUGGUACUGAGCUCCAAGCAACCAGUGCGCUGGUGGCUGGAGGCUGUGAGACUACCCCCCGGAUCUGCCUGUAUUGGUGCAGGUCUCUCCUAACUCUACAGUGCAGCCCUCCAGUCUGGCAGUGCAGGUGCAGCCUGUGCCCUCUCUGCCUUUCCGUCCGCGGGCUUUGCUACGCUGGGCAAUGCAUCGGCAUGGCUCCUUGUCCUCCCUCACACACACAGCCAGUGCCAACCGCGUCUACGUCCGCGUGGGCGAGGAUACCACCAUGCCCAGCGUGUGCCAGCUGCAGUCUCUGUUCCUGUCACACAACUACCUGACCUCUGAUCUGCAGCCACAGGAAGUACAGGGCUGUUCUCCAGUUGGCGGAGGCAACCCAGAAGUGCAUGUCAUCAAGCUCCGUUCAGCAGGGUCAGGGCUUUGUGGCUCUCUGCAGGUGGAGGUGACUAUUUCUCUGGUGCCCCCAGUGGCCAAUGCUGGGUGGCACAAGUUGGUGCUGAUCCUCAGUAGUGCCGUUCCAGUCAACUGGGCUCUCACAGUGCCAGGGCUCCGGGGACACAUCUCUGUCUAUUCCUCCAACAGCGUGUCCCCACUCUACCCUCCAGAGCCUGACCUGACACUGACUAGCAUGCUCACCUCUGACCUCUCUACCACCCACGACCUUUUGAGCUGGGCCAAUCAGAGUGGCUUUCCCAAAGUGGCCUCAUACACAGAGGCUGACCUGGCCAAUCACUUUGUGAUCAGACUGGCUGGGGGAGGGACAGAAGGUGACCCCCCUGUGCGUAUGCUGGAUGGCAGACCCCCUUGGGUCCAGGAGCACAGGCUGAGGCAGUGGCUGAGUGAGGGAGGUGGAAGGACCAGUGGGGGCUGGGAGGCCGUCAGUGUGCAGUGUCAGGACGGACGACUCAACGUGGCCGUGGACAGACACAUUCUGCAGACCCUGUCUCUCCCGGUGUCGGAGGUGACACUGCGGGAUCCUCAGUGCCUGGCCCAGUCCAACAGCAGCCAUUUCUUGUUGGCAUUCCCGGUCAUUUCCUGUGGGACUGAAGGGCUGCUGCAGGGAGAGCCCAGAGGGGUGCAGUACAGAAAUGCGGUGUUGCUAUGGAGAAACAAGCCUCUGGUUGCCGUGGGCAAUGAGACAGACGAGUGGACUCCACUGGUCAUACAUUUCAGCUGUUUGGCUGCAGUCCCCAGUGUCCCAAGCCUUCCGGUGGAGCAGCCCACUCUGCAGGGGCCGGGGCCUCUCCCAAGGGCCAGGGCCGGCCCACUGGUCUCACUGCAGCUGUUUGUUACAGAGGGCUAUGAGCAGAGGCAGACCGGUCCUUGUGCCAUCACUGCUGACAACCGUGUCUAUGUGGAGCUUUCCGCCAACGGAGCCCUCGGUGGGGGUGUGGAGGUGCGGUCCUGCAUGGUGUCUCCCCUAUCAGACCCCCGUGUGUCCCCUGGCUGGUCAGUCAUUAGAGACGGCUGCUCCGCUGACUCCUCACUGACACUCAGCAACAUGACACAUGGCCAAGAGGACGAGGAGGAAGAGGAGGAAUAUUAUGAAGAGGAAGAGGUACCUAGAGUCCUAUCAUUCAGGCAUCCAGGAAGGGCUUGGAGGAACAAAGCAGGAUUGAGAAAAAGAGAACACGGUGGGAAGAGGGGACGAGGAGGACGAGCCAAAAGGAAGGAGAGCGAUGGAGGAAUGGGAGGAGAGGAGUACCAGAUACACAGACUGAGGUUCAGUUUUGUCCUUCGGCCCAUCUACAACAACUCUGUCCAGUUCCUGCACUGUCGCAUCCGUCUCUGUGGCCCUGAGUCAGUGACCCAGGGGCCUCCAACGGCCACAAUGCAGAGUGGCUGUCCAAAUCCAUGGGGCCUCCGUAUCCCUGCCCUCGUAUCCAAACUACCCAGCCAACAGUGUGAGUACAGAAACUUCUCCAGACCCAUGCUGGUCUAUCAGCCUGUUGGUGUGGCCAGACAGCAGGCGCCACCUGCUGGUCAGAGAGGUCAAAUGCCCAAUGUGUCUCAGCUGCCCAAGCCUAUCCCAGCCCACAGCAGCUCUGGGGUAGACACAGGCUCAGUUUUGGGGAUUGUGUUUGUUGCUUUUCUUCUGGGCAUCAGCCUGAUGGGGGCGCUAUGGUGCAUCUACUCUCACACAGGGGCUCCUCCACCAACCAGAAGAGGGGGCCUGAUCGAGAAUACUAACCCUGCCUUAUUAGACUCUUCCAACACCUCUGUGUAGAGUUGAGAUGGAACGUGAGCAACACACACAGCAGCUGGGGGACCACAAAGUAAAGAGAAUGUCAAAUUUAGACUAGUAUUCUAUAGACUUAUCAUGUCACUAGCGCCCUUUGUGAAUUAGUCAAGCACCUGCAGAUUGCAAUAGUGAUAUCUCAUAUCAUGUGUAAGAAAUACAAUAUUAUCUUUCUCUAUCUCAUUUUCAGUGUUUCCUCUGGUAAAUCUGAGACCGAGGGUAAAGUGGGGCAGAAGAUGAAACACCUGGUGUGUGUCUGUGAGUGUCAGACCUGGGUUCAAAUACAUGCAUAUUUACCUAUUUGUUAUUUAAAUGCUUAUUUUCUGUGUAUUUUUGUAUUUUCAAAUAAUGCAGUAUUUUAAUAUUUGUAUUUGAAAAUACACUUGCCUGUGUAGUUGAGAAUUUCCAAAUUCAUUCAAAUAUUUAAGUACUGAAAAUAUCCAGAUACUUACUUUGAAAUGUCUUUGAAAGUAAUUGAAAUACCCUAAAUAGUUUUUGAACCCAGGUGUGUGUGUGUGUGUGUGUGUGUGUGUGUGUGUGUGUGUGUGUGUGUGUGUGUGUGUGUG
Oncorhynchus gorbuscha (pink salmon) is the source of this 3628-nucleotide messenger RNA. Its product is annotated as transforming growth factor beta receptor type 3-like. The record is from RefSeq and is a predicted model, not a curated record. Lineage: Eukaryota; Metazoa; Chordata; Actinopteri; Salmoniformes; Salmonidae. The coding region runs from base 1008 to 3050 and encodes 680 amino acids. The transcript is spliced from 17 exons.